This is a messenger RNA of Gregarina niphandrodes, 2316 nucleotides long. RefSeq lists its product as hypothetical. NCBI's taxonomy places the organism in Eukaryota, Apicomplexa, Conoidasida, Eugregarinorida, Gregarinidae. The record is from RefSeq and is a predicted model, not a curated record. The transcript has a single exon. The coding region runs from base 1 to 2316 and encodes 771 amino acids.
AUGCACCUCACGUCUACCUUGCCCGACGCGCUUAGAAAGGUAGAAGCUGCCCGAGAACGCGUCCAGGAAGCCACAGCCAAGAGUGGUGAGACGAUUCUCAAAGCUGCGGAAUCGCUCUGGAAAAAGGAGAUUGAGAAGCCGCCACACACAUUUGCCCCCCGGGACACACUAUUAGCCAUGGUCCUCCCCAGUCCUCCCUCCUCGCCGUUACCACUAUCCCGACCGCUAGGUAAAAGGAAGAAACAAAUUACUGAAUGCUCCCAGAUAAGCAUCAUUCGAAGCUCCGUCGGGUACUCCCCUAAAUUCAAAUGCAUCAGGGGCAGAGCCAGAGCCAGCGCCCCCACCUCUAAGACGGCUCUUUGGGUGAAGGCCAAGCCAGGCAAGAAUGUGUCUUACAGUGGCCAACAAACGGACAACGCAAAAGAAUCGGGGGGUGAGGCCGCUACUACGAAUGCCAACACGAACACACCCACAGCUGGACCCCAUGCCGCUCCAGUCCCUGCAGCUGAACAGCACCCUGGCCCUCAACUCACUCACCCUCGACCCCCUGGCCCUCGACUCCCUGGCCCUCGAGCUGAACUCCCUGGCCCUCGAGCUGAACUCCCUGUGCAGAACCUCCUUGCUGCCAACGCACCGACCAUCCCGUUGCACAGGACUCGCUCCCGCCGAGGGACUGUGCAUCUUGCAGCGAGACCUCCGGCAACGUCGGAUCCCGAACUCACCCCAUUCAAUAGCUACGAACUACACGAUUCCGGGCACCCAGAUAAGGACUCUGCCCACCACCAGAACGCUGACAAAGUCUGCGACCAAAGUACCGACGAUCUCAGUGCCGACUAUCAGUGUACCGCCACCCCGUUUAGUCGCAGCUUGUGUGUGCAGAACCCACGCGGUUACGACCAGCUGAUUAACCAGUUUACUCCAGACCAAUCGACCAGGACUACCGGGCAGUCAGCUCCUACUCACAAGGUGCCUAGUCAGCUAGCACGUAAGCAGUCACUUCUUGGCCAACCAGCCCCUCGGAGCAUCCCCGUUGUGGAACUCAAGGCGUUCGAGGAUUGUUGUGGACUGGUCUCUACGCGAUGCGGCAGCAGUUAUGAAUCCCACAUUUAUUCGGACGAGUUCAGACGGUUAGAACGCAGUGAGAAAAAUGCGGCUUCUGGCACGGCGUCUCCGGUAAGAAGCCUACCUGUCGGCGCCUUCACCCCAGGCCUUCUGACCCGAGCCUUUUUCUCCAGCGCAAGGACGGGCGAAGGGGAGGUGAGCAAAGACGGUUCCCCUGCCGGUGGCACCUCCCCUACCAACGACGCUGUCGUUGGGUGGACCGGGACGGCUGGGUGGACCGGGACGGCUGGGUGGACCGGAUCCCGUGGCAAAGGACCGCCGUCCCAGGCGGAAAGCUCUCACGCGGGAGGUUCUCGUGCCGAAGGGUCCCGUGCGGAAGAGUCGGCGUCCCAUGCUUCGUCCUGUCGGCAUUCUUCAUCAUGUACGUCCAGCAAUUUUUCGGCCAGUCGGCCCUGGACCAAAGAGCAACGAGCAGCACAGCUUGCUUCGAUCAACAGCAUUUUGGACACACUGCAGAAACGACUUUUCAAUGUCCCCAACAGCAACUCGUCUUGGAUACCGUCACAACCACAUGACCCUGCCACUUCCCAGGACCACUGCACGCAGGAACAUUACACGCCGGACCAUUGCACGCAGGACCGCCCAGCAUCAAAGACUCCACGGAAGUCAGUGAGUGAUCGAACGAGAGUUCGGAGUUCACCGAAUACUGGACCCAGGGGUCCGUACGAAUGCCGGAACAAGCGUGCGGACCUCUGUCCGGACUUUUGUGUCAAAACUGUUCCUCCAUGCGGCUUGACCGCCAGUUCCGCAGCCGGAUCGAUGUCGAGCAGAGGCGAGCAGUUGAGUUGGGCCAGCAUCCGAUCCAACUCAUCGUCAAGCAACGAGACGGGAUUGGACAGACUCACAGAGGACACGCAGCACGUCCUGGAAAUGCUGCGCCGCAUUCCUCACCUCUCCAGCACGCCAGGGAAGGUGUUCGAGAAGCAGUCGCGGACUCGCACCCCCUCUCCGUUACGGCGACAAAACUGGCUUCGCACUCCGCAGUUCGGACCACCCCAGUUUGGACCACCCGAAAUCGGGCCGCCCUCUUCGCCCUCACGGAUCGCUCCCUACCAAGACUCAGGAGGAACACAUAAUCCUGGGCGAACACGUCACUGGGAACAUCACCGGGAACAUCACCGCGGAGGAACACAUCAUGGGGGGUAUCACCGUGUAGUGCCUUAUGAGCAACUUGAAAGGAUGGGCGCCGUCUGA